CAUGAACUUAUGUUUGCUGCGGAGUGUCUUAGGACAGAGUUCUCUCACAGCACGGUUCCUCUUCUCCCCUCCUUCCUAUUUCUUUCCUUCCUCCUUUGAGUUCCCUCUUUACAGUAUUUGCAUAUCGUGCUGAGUAGGUUCAGACACUACAAUUCUUAUCUUCUUGUUUUAAGAUAUUGAAUCUCUGUAUGUGGCCCGAGUGAUUCUGUGUUGUGGUUUCUCAUUCUCUUGUGGGAUAUCACAUCUGGAAAUCUCUCUUCUCCUAUAUAAUUGUGUGAUAUGACAAUUUAUUGCCGUGUCUGGUUGUCACUUACCACGAGUUUUAGGCCGGAGACGAGGUGCAUUUUCUGAGUGAGGUAGGUCUCUUCUUGACAUGGCUUCAGAAAUCACCUAUGCAGAAGUGAAGUUCAAGAAUGAAUUCAAAUCCUCAGGCACCUACUCAGAUUCUGCUACAGCUCCCAAAGUGAAGCCCAACCCUCAUCUAAGUAAGUCUGGCCGCCCCUCGCUGCUCUUCACAUCACUGAUGGCACUUUUCUUGCUGUUGGCCAUCACAUUCUUGGCUGCUUUUAUCUUUUAUUUUCAAAAAUACUCUCAACUUUUUGAAGAAAAGAAAGCUAUAAGUUUAACUCACAAAGAUAUAACUCACAAAGAAUUGACCUGCAAAAAAGACGAUCCACCAACAUCUGUCUGGAGCUGUUGCCCAAAGGAUUGGAAGCUAUUUAGUUCCCACUGCUACUACAUUUCCACUGAUGCAGCAUCUUGGAGUAAGAGUGAGGAGAAGUGCUCCAGAAUGGGUGCUCAUCUGAUGGUGAUCCACAGCCAGGAGGAGCAGGAUUUUAUCACCAAGAUCCUGGAUCCUAAAGCUGCUUAUUAUAUUGGCCUUUCGGAUCCAGGUCACCGACAGUGGCGAUGGGUUGAUCAGACACCAUACAAUGAAAGUGCCACGUUCUGGCACCCGGGUGAGCCCAGCAGUGACAAAGAACAAUGUAUUAUAAUAAAUCAUCGAGAUUCUGUUUGGGGCUGGAAUGACGCCCUUUGUGGUGGUGAACAGAAGUUAGUUUGUCAGAUGAAGAAAAUAUCCUUAUGAAUCAAUCAUUCUUCAUGAACAUGGGAUUGCAUUUUUAUCAACCAUUACACGGACACUUGGAAAGAUCUUCUUGAGAAGAGAUGUCCAUAGAAAUUUAGGUAGGCAGCCAAAAGUUUUACAUAUGAUAAUACUGGUUCACAUAUAUAGUUAUACUUAUUUAUUCAUCCUUUACUCUUUAUAUAAUGAGAAUUUCCCAUAUGCCAGAGACUCUACAGGAUCUCUUUGUGCAUAUGUAGAAGCACUCCAGCUUCUCUGUCCAUUCUUAGAUUCCUAAACUCUUAUUUGAUUAUAGAAUUGUAUGGUGUGUUCCCUCUACCCAUCUGUCUCUCUCUUUGUUCCUCGGUCUUUGGAUUUAUUCAUGUACAAUUGACAAAUAAAUCAUGUAUAUUGACAUUA
Molecule: messenger RNA, 1483 nt
Organism: Peromyscus maniculatus bairdii (prairie deer mouse)
Lineage: Eukaryota; Metazoa; Chordata; Mammalia; Rodentia; Cricetidae
Product: C-type lectin domain family 4 member A-like
Cellular component (GO): plasma membrane
Source: RefSeq, a predicted model, not a curated record